Messenger RNA from Pantherophis guttatus, 6032 nucleotides. The record is from RefSeq and is a predicted model, not a curated record. Lineage: Eukaryota; Metazoa; Chordata; Lepidosauria; Squamata; Colubridae.
ACUGUUGCAGUGUUCCAGAGUCAUGUGAUCUUCUUUUGUGACCUACUGACAAGCAAAGUCAAUUGGGAAAUCAGAUUCACUUAACGACUGUGCUAUAAUCGUAUUACUAAUUUAAUAAUAGCAAGGAUUCACUUAACAAAUGAGGCAAGAAAAGUAGUACAAUGGGGCAAAACUCACUUAACAAAUUCCUCACUUAAGAACAUAAAUUUUGGACUCAAUUGUGGUGGUAAAUUCAGGAUUACCUGUAACUGAGGACUGGAAAAGAGCUGAUGUGGUUCCCAUCUUCAAAACAGGUAAAAUAAACUCGUCCAGGAAAUUACAGACAGAUCAGCCUGACAUUAAUACCUGGUAACAUCUUGGAAAACAUAUCCAGGCAACAAAUCUGUGAACACCCAGAAGCAAACAAGUUAUAACCAGUAGCCAACAUGGGUUGAUCAAAAACAGAUCAUGCCAAACAAACUUUAUUUCAUUCUUUGACAAUUAGUGAACCAGAGAAAUGCUAUAGAAAGUGAGUUUCUAACUGCUUGACAAAUCGUACUCAACGUGUAAUCCUCAAUGGAGCUAUCCCCACAUGGAAGGAAGUAAGCAGGCCUACGAAGCAGGAAAAGGAGGGAACCACUUCCAAAACCUUUGCCUAGGAAACUGCAAGGCCAGGCAUCAAGACUGACCCAAAGGCACCAAAUACGAAGCUAAGUAGCGUCACGUUUCACUUUUUCACUUGGCUCAGUUGCAAAGGUCGGCUGCUAGGAGUCGGAAAACAUCUCCCAAAAGCCUUGGUAGAGAAUGGACAGGCGUGUUUUACCACCUCCUGUCGCUAGAUGGCAGUCAGGCAACGUCUGUGCCUAGAAAGCCAUCAAUUCAAUGGUGCCAUCCCUGAUUGCGCUUAAAAAAGGAGUUUUAAACCAUUGAGUACUGCAUUGCUAGAAAGGAUGGAAGGAGAGGAGAGGCGCAGAGGAACUUCCUCUUCCGGAUGACUGAUGGGAGGAAGUUGGUGUGCAGAGCGGCUUUUCUGCUGUUUCCAUGGUCGGAGCAGCAGCUGGCAGGUUUGUAAGGUUCUUCGUUAAUGCCUUUUGUUAUGUCCUUAUAAGGACAUCCGCCAGGAGAUUGGUCACUUCCACCGGUGGGAAGUUUGAACAGCUGUCAUUGGCUGGCUGGCUGGCCCGAGCAGAAUAUAAGGAGGCUCGGGAGCCACUGCCAGCAGUCUGUUUUUCACCAUUCUAAUAAAGAGCUGAACGGACCAGUGCUGAGUCGCUUUUCUUUCCAGCGCCGAUCUAACACUGGCGACGAAGGACUAGAGAAGAACCGACGAAGAGCUGCAAGUCAACUGCCACCUUAAGCAAAGAGCUGAAGCACGAGACAAAGAAGAUGGCAAUGAGCACUCUGGACAACUGAGGAUAACAAGCAACAUUGAACACCAAAGCAAGUCAGUCCAGAAAUCAAAAUAUUUUCCAUUUCCUUCAGAGUCACACAAUUCUUUUCUACCUAGGGAAACGAGAGAAAAUCAGGAAGAGAUUUCUAGCUGGGAAAAGCAGGGUGUGAAAUUCAAGCAUACAUUACAUGAAAAGUCAAGGGAGAUUAUUUUUCCAUUGGACAAAAGAGGGAAAUAUCUGGAAGUUACUGGGGAGGAAAAGAUCAAUUGGAAAACCACGUAGAGCAGACAGAGUUGCAGGCCCACUCUGGGAGGAAGAAAACGGCUUGAAUAAAAGCACUGCUAAACAAGGGAUCAUCCAUAUUUUUGACCUCCAAAGGAAUAUGAGUUGUGGAAAAGCUACAUAGAUGUGCAUGUUGUGGGAAAGAUACAACUUGUAAAUCACAGCUGAUUAUGCCUGAGAGGAUCCCGACUGGAGAAGAGCCAUACAAUACUCUAAAUGUGGCAAAACCUCUGAUCAGAACACCUCCAUUGUGGUUCUUGGAAGGACCCACACAGGAGAGAAGCCCUAGAAGUGCUCCCAAUGCAGUAAAUUCUUUAGGAAGCAUGGCAACGUGGACUGACACCAAGGAGAAACUGUUUGAAUGUCCUGAUUGUGGGAAAUGUUUCUGCGAUAAUUCCAACCUGGUGAUACACCAGAGGAUUCACACAGGGAAGAAGCCCUUUAAAUGUCCUAAUUCUGAGGAUAGUUUAAGUCAAAAUUCUUACCUCAUUUCACACCAGAGCACUCAUACAGGAGAGAAACCAUUGGAAUUUCCUGGAUCUGAGAAAAGUUUCAGUCAGAAUUCCAGCCUGGUGACACACGAGAGGAUUCACACAGGAGAAAAACCCUUUGAAUGUCCUGACUGCGGGAAAAGUUUCCGUCAAAAUUUCAACCUGGUUCAACACCAGAGGAUUCACACAGGAGAAAAACCCUUUGAAUGUCCCGAUUGUGGUAAAAGUUUCAGUACCAAUUUCAGCCUUGUAACACACCAGAGGAUUCACACAGGAGAAAAACCCUUUAAAUCUUCUGACUGUGGGAAAAGUUUCCGUCAGCAUUCCAACCUCAUCGGCCACCAGAGGACUCACAGAGGAGAUAAACCCUUUGAGUGUCCUGAUUGUGGUAAACGUUUCAGUCACAAUUCCAGCCUGGUGAAACACCAGAGGACUCACACAGGAGAAAAACCCUUUGAAUGUCCUGACUGUGGGAAAAGUUUCAGUCACAAUUCCAGCCUGGUGAAACACCAGAGUAUUCACACAGGAGAAAAACCCUUUGAAUGUCCUGACUGUGGGAAAAGUUUCAGUACCAAUUUCAGCCUCAUGACACACCAGAGGAUUCACACAGGAGAAAAACCCUUUAAAUGUCCUUACUGUGGGAAAAGUUUCCGUCAGCAUUCCAACCUCAUCGGCCACAAGAGGACUCACACAGGAGAGAAACUGUUUGAGUGUCCUGAUUGUGGUAAAAGUUUCAGUCACAAUUUCAGCCUUGUAACACACCAGAGGAUUCACGCAGGAGAAAAACCCUUUAAAUGUCCUGACUGUGGGAAAAGUUUCAGUCAGAAUUCCAGCCUGGUGAAACACCAGAGGAUUCACACAGGAGAAAAACCCUUUGAAUGUCCUGACUGUGGAAAAAGUUUCAGUACCAAUUUCAGCCUUGUAACACACCAGAGUAUUCACACAGGAGAAAAACCCUUUGAAUGUCCUCACUGUGGGAAAAGUUUCAGUCAGAAUUUCAACCUGGUUCAACACCAGAGGAUUCACACAGGAGAGAAACCCUUUGAAUGUUCCGAUUGUGGUAAAAGUUUCAGUACCAAUUUCAGCCUUGUAACACACCAGAGGAUUCACACAGGAGAAAAACCCUUUAAAUGUCCUGACUGUGGGAAAUGUUUCCGUCAGCAUUCCAACCUCAUCGGUCACCAGAGGACUCACACAGGAGAGAAACCCUUUGAGUGUCCUGAUUGUGGUAAAAAUUUCAGUCACAAUUCCAGCCUGGUGAAACACCAGAGGACUCACACAGGAGAAAAACCCUUUGAAUGUCCUGACUGUGGGAAAAGUUUCAGUCACAAUUCCAGCCUGGUGAAACACCAGAGUAUUCACACAGGAGAAAAACCCUUUGAAUGUCCUGAUUGUGGGAAAAGUUUCAGUCAGAAUUCCAACCUGGUUCGACACCAGAGGAUUCACACAGGAGAGAAACCGUUUGAAUGUUCUGAUUGUGGUAAAAGUUUCAGUACGAAUUCCACCCUGGUGAAACACCAGAGGACUCACACAGGAGAAAAACCCUUUGAAUGUCCUGACUGUGGGAAAAGUUUCAGUCAGAAUUUCAACCUGCUGAAACACCAGAGUAUUCACACAGGAGAAAAACCCUUUGAAUGUCCUGACUGUGGGAAAAGUUUCAGUCAGAAUUCCCACCUGGUUCGACACCAGAGGAUUCACACAGGAGAGAAACCGUUUGAAUGUUUCGAUUGUGGUAAAAGUUUCAGUACCAAUUUCAGCCUUGUAACACACCAGAGGAUUCACACAGGAGAAAAACCCUUUGAAUGUCCUGACUGUGGGAAAAGUUUCCGUCAGCAUUCCAACCUCAUCGGCCACCAGAAGACUCACGCAGGAGAAAAACCCUUUAAAUGUCCUGACUGUGGGAAAAGUUUUAGUCAGAAUUUCAACCUGGUUCAACACCAGAGGAUUCACACAGGAGAAAAACCCUUUAAAUGUUCCGAUUGUGGGAAAAGUUUCCGUCAGCAUUCCAACCUCAUCGGCCACCAGAAGACUCACACAGGAGAGAAACCCUUUGAAUGUUCCGAUUGUGGUAAAAGUUUCAGUACCAAUUUCUGCCUUGUAACACACCAGAGGAUUCACACAGGAGAAAAACCCUUUGAAUGUUCCGAUUGUGGAAAAAGUUUCAGUACCAAUUUCAGCCUUGUAACACACCAGAGGAUUCACAUAGGAGAAAAACCCUUUGAAUGUCCUGACUGUGGGAAAAGUUUCCGUCAGCAUUCCAACCUCAUCGGCCACCAGAAGACUCACACAGGAGAUAAACCCUUUGAGUGUCCUGAUUGUGGUAAAAGUUUCAGUCACAAUUCCAGCCUGGUGAAACACCAGAGGACUCACACAGGAGAAAAACCCUUUGAAUGUCCUGACUGUGGGAAAAGUUUCAGUCAGAAUUCCAGCCUAUUGAAACACCAGAGGAUUCACACAGGAGAAAAACCCUUUGAAUGUCCUUACUGUGGGAAAAGUUUCAGUCGCAAUUCCAGCCUGGUGAAACACCAGAGUAUUCACACAGGAGAAAAACCCUUUGAAUGUCCUGACUGUGGGAAAAGUUUCAGUCAGAAUUCCAGUCUGGUUCGACACCAGAGGAUUCACACAGGAGAGAAACCGUUUGAAUGUUCUGAUUGUGGUAAAAGUUUCAGUCACAAUUCCAGCCUGGUGAAACACCAGAGGACUCCUACAGGAGAAAAACCCUUUGAAUGUCGUGACUGUCGGAAAAGUUUCAGUCACAAUUCCAGUCUGGUGAAACACCAGAGGACUCACACAGGAGAAAAACCCUUUGAAUGUCCUGACUGUGGGAAAAGUUUCAGUCAGAAUUCCAACCUGGUUCGACACCAGAGGAUUCACACAGGAGAGAAACCGUUUGAAUGUUCUGAUUGUGGUAAAAGUUUCAGUACAAAUUCCACCCUGGUGAACCACCAGAGGACUCACACAGGAGAAAAACCCUUUGAAUGUCCUGACUGUGGGAAAAGUUUCAGUCAGAAUUCCAGCCUGGUGAAACACCAGAGGACUCACACAGGAGAAAAACCCUUUGAAUGUCCUGACUGUGGGAAAAGUUUCAAUAACAAUUGCAACCUGGUGAAACACCAGAGUAUUCACACAGGAGAAAAACCCUUUGAAUGUCCUGACUGUGGGAAAAGUUUCAGUCAGAAUUCCAACCUGGUUCAACACCAGAGGAUUCACACAGGAGAAAAACCCUUUGAAUGUUCCAAUUGUGGUAAAAGUUUCAGUACCAAUUCCAGCCUUGUAAUACACCAGAGGAUUCACACAGGAGAAAAACCCUUUAAAUGUCCUGACUGUGGGAAAAGUUUCCGUCAGCAUUCCAACCUCAUCGGCCACCAAAGGACUCACACAGGAGAUAAACCCUUUGAGUGUCCUGAUUGUGGUAAAAGUUUCAGUCACAAUUCCAGCCUGGUGAAACACCAGAGGACUCACACAGGAGAAAAACCCUUUGAAUGUCCUGUCUGUGGGAAAAAUUUCCGUCAGCAUUCCAAUCUCAUCGGCCACCAGAGAACUCACACAGGAGAGAAACCCUUUGAGUGUCCUGAUUGUGGUAAAAGUUUCAGUCACAAUUCCAGCCUGGUGAAACACCAGAGGAUUCACACAGGAGAGAAACCGUUUGAAUGUCAUUUCUAGUGUCCCAUUGUAAGUCCAGCUGAGAUAUUGACUAUUUAAAUUGAUUAAAUUAAAUAGAAUUUGCCUGAUUUUUUGUAGGCAAAUAUGCAGUGGUAUUAGAUGCAGCAGAGGAAAGAAAAAGUUGGAACAUAUUACUUUGAUAAUGGCUAUCUUGCUUUCAGCAUAAGAAGUUGCUGGAUAUUUAUUUUUGUAAAAAUUUGGCUAUUAUGUAAAAAACUUUUUGGGA